Molecule: messenger RNA, 918 nt
Organism: Mastomys coucha (southern multimammate mouse)
Lineage: Eukaryota; Metazoa; Chordata; Mammalia; Rodentia; Muridae
Gene: Gng11
Product: G protein subunit gamma 11
Exons: 2
Coding region: 394-615 (73 amino acids)
Biological process (GO): G protein-coupled receptor signaling pathway
Cellular component (GO): heterotrimeric G-protein complex
Molecular function (GO): G-protein beta-subunit binding
Source: RefSeq, a predicted model, not a curated record
GCCCAGCCCAGCAGCUCCCCCGGGUGUGGCAAGGGGCCCGCGCCAGUCCUGCCCAGAGCCCUGGUCCUGUUCCUGCAGGGUCUGCAGCCUGCCCAGAGCAGCCAGAAGAAUGUCUCAUCCUUAAGGCUCGGCAGGCUGCCUGGCGACAGGGCUGGUGGGGCCUGGAGAAGCCGCCCUAAGGUUGCUUGGAGUCUGGGAAAGGCCAUCGGGAGCAGGCUUGGGCAGGAAACCGAGCCCCCGGGGAGCUGGGAGCUGCGGUUCCGAGCCAGUCACGUCCUGCGCGAGAGGGGCGGGUAGCCUGGACUAGCGGGUAUUUGGGGAAGCGUCCCAGUUCUAGGCGCUUCCAGUGGCUCCCUUGCACAAGUGACUUGUGGACUUAGUUCUGGGGCAAAGAUGCCUGCUCUUCACAUCGAGGAUCUGCCGGAAAAAGAGAAGCUGAAGAUGGAGGUUGAGCAACUUCGCAAAGAAGUGAAGUUGCAGAGACAACAGGUGUCUAAAUGUUCUGAGGAAAUAAAGAACUACAUUGAAGAACGUUCUGGAGAGGAUCCCCUGGUAAAGGGAAUCCCAGAAGACAAGAAUCCCUUCAAAGAAAAGGGCAGCUGUGUCAUUUCCUAGGUGACUCUGGAGGAGGAAACUCUGCUCUCAGUUGGGGCAGGUUCUUCUUUGUUUAAUUUUCCCCCAAAUGAAGCCAAAGUGUGUGUUGAAGAACCAAGAAAAAAUGAAAUGGAGAAAAGGACUGUCAUGUAAGCACUCUCCAAGCAGUUCAUGUAGGAAACAUACCUUCUUCUCACCUUGGUUCCCCACACACCAUCUCUCAGAGGAGAGCAUCUGAUGGCAGUUAUGGGAUGAAGGCAUGGCUCCACCCCCUUUCAGUAUACUGCUUGCUGUCUCCAAUAAAGUUUUAUCUUGGAAAAUUCA